UACGCAGGGACGCACUGACUACCGGCGGGCGGGGCAGGAACGGCGAGGUCGGCGGCGCCCCGCCCAGUCAGCAAGGUUGCGCGUGCCCAGGGCGGCCGCCAAGAUGGUGGUGGGCGCGUUCCCCAUGGCGAAGCUGUUCUACUUAGGCAUCCGGCAGGUUAGCAAGCCGCUGGCCAACCGCAUCAAGGAUGCCGCUCGCCGCAGCGAGUUCUUUAAGACCUACAUCUGCCUGCCGCCAGCCCAGCUGUACCACUGGGUGGAGAUGCGGACCAAGAUGCGCAUCAUGGGCUUCCGGGGCACGGCCAUCAAGCCACUGAAUGAGGAGGCAGCAGCAGAGCUGGGUGCUGAGCUGUUGGGUGAGGCCACCAUCUUCAUUGUGGGCGGAGGCUGCCUGGUCCUGGAGUACUGGCGCCAUCAAACUCAGCAGCGCAAUAAGGAGGAGGAGCAGCGGGCAGCCUGGAACGCGCUGCAGGACGAGGUGGGCCGCCUGGCACUGGCCCUAGAAGCGCUGCAGGCUCAGGCACAAGCCAUGCCCUCCUUGAGUGCCCUGGAGGAGCUGCGGGAGGAGCUGCAGGAGGUGCGUGGCCAGGUCUGCAGUGCCCACUGUACUCCCAAGUGCCAGGCAGCAUCUUCCAAGAAAUAGCCAACUGCUGGGGCCUGAACUUGUCUGUGGCCGUGCGGCCCCCAGUAGGGCCUUCUCCUCACACUUCCUGGCCUGGGCUGCUCUGGCCUAGCAGAAACCACAAGGACCUUGAUGUAGCUGUGACGUGUGGUCACCCCUUACUGACAGAAUCUGGGCAUUUCCCCCGGGGAGCACUCAGCAGAAGAAGCGUUCAGAGUCCAUCCAGCCUCUGAAAGCGCUCAGCCCCACCAGAACCACAUUGGACUUUCAAGGUCUUAACAACCUGACUUUCCACUGCUCUAGCAAAGGCAAAAAAUGGAACCGGGGCUCAUGUCUGAUCAGGACAUAGACAAGGUCAGCUGCCCGUCAUUGGAGCGCCUGCUUCCUGUGGUGCACACAGGCAGCGGCGAGCCUUGCCUCAGGUCAGCGUAGCUCCCAUGGAAGCAGCAGAGUGCAAUUGAUGUCCCCACUCUCUCUCCCCACUCUCCCUCUGAGGUCCCCUCCCCCCUCAGCCUGUGACACUGCCCUACUUCCUCCUUGUCACAGACUGAUCCUAGCUCUCUCAAACCUGACCUGUCUCAGCUGUAGCCCUGCUGCCCUGCCCUGGACCUUGUUCAGGCGCAUGUGUUUCCCCCUGUCCUUCAAUGGCAUUUUUCAGUUGGGUGGGUUAGAUGUCACAUGCACAUCAGUGACCCUCCAUACCCCUGUAGGCCCAGGGCCCCCCACCCUUGCUGUUGGUCCCGCCCUCCUUGAGCAUCUCCCCAGACACGAUACAUUGCUAGGGAUGUGAUAGAGGGCGUGGGGUAACCUGUUCUCCCACCAUCCUGGAAGCCAGCCACAGAGGGCAGGGUGUUUGGGCCCCACUUUCUUCAUGUGGCCUUCUCUUCCCCCAUCUGUCUGUCUGUCUGUCUGUCCGUGUGUGUGUGUGUGUGUGUGUGUGUGUGUGUGUUUCUCUCUCUCUCUCUCUCUCUCUCUCUCUCUCUCUCUCUCUCUCUUUCACGAGGACACCUGCCCUGAAUACAAGGCCCACCCUAAAUCCAGGAUGACCACACUGAAAGAGCCUUUAUUCCAUCUCUGAAGACCCUUUUUCUAACUGGGGACACACAGAUUCCACGGUCAGGACAUUGGGUUUUCUUUGAAGGCCUCUAUUCAGCUUAUGGCCUUCUGCCUUUCUAAGAAGAUGCAGGCCCGGCCAUGCGUUUUGGCUCCUGGCUGCUGGGGUGGGGCCGAGUGCUACAGCUCCAGAAGGACUGUGGGUGCAGCAGCCACUGUCACGCUCUCCAGCUCCUGAUGGAAGGAGGCCUCCUAAGGAUAGAUGUAGGGCAUAACUAAUGUGGACCUUCGAACUGGGCCAGUGAUCAUUAACAGUAGAGAAAGUGGGGCUCGGUGGCCCGCACCUGGGAUCCCAGCACUCAGAGGCUAAGGCGGGAAGGAGCCUGGACAGCCUGCUGCUGAACCACCGGAAGAGACCCUGUCUUUAAAAACAAGCCGGAAAAAAAAAAAGACAGAAACCUCCAGGGAAAGGGGCUGAGACUCCUGUGAGUGCUUUCCCACAUUUAGAAACUGAGGCCCAGGAAAAGGGAAGCUAAGAGACUUGGCCAAGACCCCAUAGCUCAGGAGGGACCAGCUACAAAGGGUGGGGAGGAAGGGCCAGAGCCCCCAGAUGGUUCUGGCUGUAGGACAAGAUGAGGUGAAGGUCCGACCUCUUCCUGGUGGCCAGAGGCACUGGUUUCUGCCCCAUCAGAAAAGCCCCAGGUUGCCGGGAGGUGGUGGCGCACUCCUGUAAUCCCAGCACCCUGGGAGGCAGAGACAGGUGGAUUUCUGAGUUCGAGGCCAGCCUGGUCUACAGAGUGAGUUCCAGGACAGCCAGGGCUACACAGAGAAACCCUGUCUUCAAAAAACAAAAAACAAAACAAACAAACAAAAAAAGCCCAGGUCAUAACCAAGAUGUCUGAAUUUGGGAAACAGGUUCAUUCUCCCUGGUCCUUGUCCCUAGAGAUGGCAUUUGCAGGGCUCCCCCCAAGACGGUGGAAAUGACCUGUCUCCAGGAUUCCCCAGACUGAAACUGUACCUCAGUUUCUCCUAGAAGAGGCUGAAGUUGGCAUCUUUAAAUUUAGGAGUGGCUGGGUUCGGUGAAAGCCUAACUGGGGACAAAGGGCACACGGCUGUGAUUGGGGGGGGGAAGGAGCCAGGGCAGCUGCCCGAUUGCCGUGGUUACCGCUGUGGGGUCCAGUCAGGCACUGCCAGCCCUGGCCACUGUGCCCUGUCAGACCACAGCACUUCAGCAAAGCCGAGACAGGGAGGGCGGGGCGCUCCCUCCGGCCUCAGCCUCUCUGCUGGCCCAGAACCCCAUAGGAAUGUUUCCUCUACUUCCUUGGGAGGAAACAGGCACCAAGAUGAAAUGUCACCUUUGGGUGGCACAAGCAUGAAAGUAGGCCUCAGGGCCCAACCUGACCCGGUGGAGCCGUCACAUGGUCCUGGUGUGUGUGACAGCCUCACCGUGCGACAGUGCAGGAAGCCACCAUGUUGUAGGGUGUGGUUCCAGAGGUCUGCAGGGCAGGAGGCUGAGCAGCUCUCCUGGUCUGGCUCCCACUCACUGCGAUGUUACAGGUCUCCCACAGGGGAGGGGGAGGAGGAGAAUAAAUCUAUGAAUGAA
Messenger RNA from Apodemus sylvaticus (European woodmouse), 3278 nucleotides. RefSeq names its product outer mitochondrial membrane lipid metabolism regulator OPA3 (gene Opa3). Bases 104 to 643 code for a protein of 179 amino acids. The record is from RefSeq and is a predicted model, not a curated record. Gene Ontology annotation, biological process: regulation of lipid metabolic process. Gene Ontology annotation, cellular component: mitochondrion. Lineage: Eukaryota; Metazoa; Chordata; Mammalia; Rodentia; Muridae. The transcript is spliced from 2 exons.